Aspergillus brunneoviolaceus CBS 621.78 is the source of this 1641-nucleotide messenger RNA. RefSeq names its product putative cytochrome P450 pisatin demethylase. Bases 1 to 1641 code for a protein of 546 amino acids. The record is from RefSeq and is a predicted model, not a curated record. Gene Ontology annotation, molecular function: heme binding; monooxygenase activity; oxidoreductase activity, acting on paired donors, with incorporation or reduction of molecular oxygen. The transcript has 2 exons. Lineage: Eukaryota; Fungi; Ascomycota; Eurotiomycetes; Eurotiales; Aspergillaceae.
AUGACUUCUGCCAUCCGGCUCCUCGUCCAGUUCCUGCUGGCCGAUCUUCUCGCCCACGUGCUGUAUAGCUACUACUUCCACCCUCUGGCACGGUAUCCGGGACCCUUUCUGGCGCAUUUCACGAAUAUCUGGAAAUUCGCCAGCUUCCUUCGCGGCCAGCACCAUCUCACCGAAGAGAAACUGCACCAGCGCUACGGCCCGAUCGUCCGGGUCGCCCCGAACUGGCUCUCGUUCUCGCAGCUCCCGGCCUUCGAGGCCAUCUACGGCUUCCACAAAGCCAUCGAGAAGGACGACUUCUACACGUUCGGGGAGGGGCGCCGCCGCCGCCCCCAGCGCGACGUCAGCGUCUUCGCCGCGCAGUCGAACCUCGUCCACCGCCAGAAGCGCCGGAGGAUGCUGGGGCCGGCGCUGACGCGCGCCCAGAUCCGGCGCUACGAGCCGGUGAUCGUGAGGCAUGUCGCCGUGUUGGUUGGGCGGUUGGAGGAGCUGGAGCAGGAACAGGAGCAGGAACAGGAGCAAGUUGGACUUUCGGGAGAACUGAACGUGAAAGUGAACGUGGCCCCGCUCGUCCAUCGCUUCACCCUGGACGUGAUGCUGGACAUCCUCUUUGGGCCGGCGGUGGGUCCCCACCCUUACACGGACAACGAUGUCGCGGGCAACCUCGGCGCGAGCAUUCGCUACGUGAGCAAGAUGGUCUGGAGUUACUCGCUCUGGCCGCUGUUCGGGUGGCUGAUGAAUACCCGUCUGGCGGUGGCGUGUCUGCGCCGGCCGAGGUACAAUGCCGAUGGCGCGAUGGUCGGGUUGAACGGGCUCAUGCAUCGUGGUGCGGCGGCGAUUUUGAUGGGUCCGGAGGUCUUUGCGGGGGAGAGGGAUUCGCAGCCCGGGAUUGUGAAGAGCUGGCUGCUGGGGGGGUUGGGUUCGUCGGCGGAUGGUGUUGCAGAUCAUCAUCAUCAUCAGAAGAUGACGCCCGCUGAGGCCGUGUCGGAGGCCUUUAAUUUGGUGUUUGCGGGCCCCGGCAGCAUGGCGGCCGCGUUGACGGCCAUUCUCUACCAGUUGGGCCUUCCGGAGGGUCACAUCUGGCAGGAGAAGCUGCGCGCUGGCUUGGAGGGUGAGGCCCUUGAGGGCUCAACCUCGACGGAUGCUUCUUCGCUGCCGUUGUCGUCGUCGUCGUCGCUCGAGUUACAGGCCGUCAUCAAGGAGACCCUGCGCUUCCGCGCACCCUUUCCGACGGCGUUCCCGCGAGUGAUCAGGUCGGGUGCGGAGAUGGCCAUCCCGGGCCUGUCCCAUCCCCUGCCCGCUGGCACGACGGUCUCGGCCAGCACGUAUGUGCUGGGUCGGUCGCGGGAGAUCUGGGGCGAUGAUGCCGACCGAUGGGUGCCGCAGCGCUGGUUGGGUUCGGGGAGCAGCGACGACGAAGAAUCUCGCCGGCAACUGGACCGCCGGUUCGUCGCGUUCAGCAGAGGGCCCCGGGGCUGCAGUGGACGCGAUCUGGCGUCGCUUAUUCUUGCCAAGGCUGUGAGGGCGAUCGUGCAUCGGUGGAGAUUCUCUGCUGCUGCGGCUGAACUGCGGGGCUCGAGCUUCCUGGAAAUGCAGUAUGACCAGUGCCUGCUCCGAUUCGCACGGCGGUCGUCGUCCGAUUGA